AGGCGUUUUUUUCUUCUCUCGUUCCUCCAUUUUCUAGAGAGAGAGAGAGAUAGAAAUCAAUCAUCGAUCAAAGUGGUUCAAUCGAUGAAGAAAACUAUCUGAAUGGAAUGUGAAUCGAUGGAUUUGGUUAUGGUGAUGACGCGAUCUUCGACUCGGUGAUUUUCUCCAAGCUCUGAUUUUUAAUUCGGAUUAUCUACGCCAAAAAGGAAAAAAGGAAAAUGAACGGUGCCGCUUCCUCCGCCGGUUCUCCUCUAGAGUGGAGAUUCUCUCAGGUCUUCGGCGAGCGAACCGCCGGUGAAGAAGUCCAGGAAGUUGACAUCAUUUCAGCCAUUGAGUUUGAUAAAAGUGGAGACCAUCUUGCAACUGGUGACCGUGGGGGCCGAGUUGUUCUUUUUGAGAGGACUGAUACUAAAGAUCAUGGUGGAUCCAGGAGGGAUGCUGAGCAGAUGGAUUACGCAGCUAAGCAUCCUGAGUUUCGAUAUAAAACAGAGUUUCAGAGUCAUGAACCAGAGUUUGACUAUCUCAAGAGUUUGGAAAUAGAGGAGAAAAUCAACAAAAUCAGAUGGUGCCAGCCAGCAAAUGGUGCAUUGUUUCUGCUUUCCACAAAUGAUAAAACCAUCAAAUACUGGAAGGUACAAGAGAAGAAGAUCAAGAAAAUUUCUGAAAUGAAUAUUGAUCCGUCGAAAGCUUUAGGAGACAAUCGACCAAGUCCAAGUAGCCCUCCUCAAUUACUUGCUAAUGGAGUACAUGACUACCUCAGCAAGGACUUCUCUUUUCCGCCAGGAGGCAUUCCAUCUCUGCGUUUGCCUAUGGUAGUGACUAGUCAGGAGACCAGCCUUGUGGCCAGGUGCCGAAGAGUGUAUGCUCAUGCUCAUGAUUACCAUAUUAAUUCAAUCUCAAAUAGCAGCGAUGGAGAAACCUUCAUUUCUGCUGAUGAUCUGCGAGUAAAUCUCUGGAAUUUGGAGAUCAGCAACCAGAGUUUCAAUAUUGUUGAUGUUAAGCCCACAAACAUGGAGGACUUAACUGAGGUUAUUACAUCAGCCGAGUUUCAUCCAAUCCAUUGUAAUAUGCUCGCAUAUAGCAGUUCAAAAGGCUCCAUCCGUUUGAUUGAUAUGAGGCAAUCAGCUCUGUGUGAUUCUCACACGAAAUUGUUUGAAGAACCGGAAGCACCUGGUUCAAGAUCAUUUUUCACAGAGAUAAUUGCCUCGAUUUCAGAUAUUAAAUUCUCAAGGGAUGGGAGAUACAUACUUAGUCGCGAUUACAUGACCCUUAAGCUGUGGGACAUAAACAUGGAUUCUGGCCCAGUUGCAUCUUACCAGGUUCAUGAACAUCUGAGACCCAAGCUAUGCGAUCUAUAUGAAAAUGACUCCAUCUUUGAUAAAUUUGAGUGUUGUCUCAGUGGCGAUGGAUUGAGGGUAGCAACAGGCUCUUACAGCAAUCUAUUCCGUGUAUUUGGAGCGUCUAAAGGAAGUACUGAAGCUGCAACUUUGGAAGCUAGCAAAAACCCUACGAGGAGGCAAAUCCAGACACCUGCAAGACCUUCCAGAUCUAUGACCAGUAUGAUUAGACGAGGAUCAGAGAGUCCCGGAGCUGAGAAUGGGAACGCAAAUGAUUUUACAAAUAAGUUGCUGCAUAUGGCUUGGCAUCCAACAGAGAACUCAAUUGCUUGUGCAGCAGCAAACAGCUUGUACAUGUACUAUGCAUGAACUGGAACUGGAACUGGAGAUAGAGAGAAGAAAAAAAAUAUGGAACUAGCUUGCUCCAGUUUAACUUUCCCUUUCUGGCUCUCUAUCUUUUCUUUCUUUCUUUCUCUUUUAACUACCAAAGUGAUGGUGUAACCACAAAAGGUGUAGUUAGUCACUGCGACGCAGGCCAUGGAAGAAGCAACAGUAUAAUCUUUCAGGAGUUAGAAGGUACAAAAUGUUGGGGAAGAAAAGAAGAGACCUUGUUGCCGAGGAUAAUAUUUUUUUCAGUUUCGACUCUAUUACUCUUUUAUUGUCUAUGAUUUUCUUAGGAUGAGACGAUUGGGAGGGUUGUGCUUCAAAUUUGUUUAUUGAUUCUUUUGUCUUUUUUUUUUACUUGAACACACCUUAUGAUCUCUCUAUGUCUCCUUUUCAAUUAUAUUUUCAGACACCCUUUUUUGAUUUUUUACCAA
Brassica oleracea var. oleracea is the source of this 2155-nucleotide messenger RNA. Its product is annotated as serine/threonine protein phosphatase 2A 55 kDa regulatory subunit B beta isoform-like. Lineage: Eukaryota; Viridiplantae; Streptophyta; Magnoliopsida; Brassicales; Brassicaceae. The transcript has 14 exons. Gene Ontology annotation, cellular component: protein phosphatase type 2A complex; cytosol. The record is from RefSeq and is a predicted model, not a curated record. The coding region runs from base 219 to 1706 and encodes 495 amino acids. Gene Ontology annotation, molecular function: protein phosphatase regulator activity; protein binding. Gene Ontology annotation, biological process: peptidyl-serine dephosphorylation.